Molecule: messenger RNA, 1408 nt
Organism: Osmerus eperlanus (European smelt)
Lineage: Eukaryota; Metazoa; Chordata; Actinopteri; Osmeriformes; Osmeridae
Gene: mcrip2
Product: MAPK regulated corepressor interacting protein 2
Exons: 5
Coding region: 380-826 (148 amino acids)
Source: RefSeq, a predicted model, not a curated record
UUUGUCGGAAAGGAGAUUUUUUUUCUUCAAUAUCAAAGAGGUAUUGCGCUUCACCUUGGUUGACCCUUGGCUACCAUUGAAAGAACGGCAGACGGCGCUUCAACCCAAACAUAUGUUUUCGGAGCCGAGGCGAGGGCAGUAAAGCGCACUUAGCAGCACCGAGACCGGAGACGGACAGACGCACGACCAGCUGACUUGGAAAAACACGCCGCUGUAGUGUUUCCACCGUGGCUGAGUCAAGGGGACUGUACCGAAAACGGGGCUUGCUACAGGGUGGAAUAUACUCGUUUCGAGACAGAGUUUUCAGUCGCCACAUUGCAUCACACGACACACCAUUUUGCCGAAGCUACACUGAAGUUCUUUGGGAACUGGCGUUCACAUGAUGUACACUAUUACUAGAGGUCCCAGUAAACUUGUUACUCAACGGAGGACAGGACCUACGCAGCAGCUCGAGAGUAAAACUAACGAGUUGAAGCUCAGACCGACCACUUGGCUUACAUCAGAUUCUCGAGCCCCAAAGAUAGUUUUCAACCGUCUCAACGGGAAGAGAUACCACACAGCCUCCACACCCAAGUUAGAGAGCCCGGCUGAAGGCUUCACCGCUGUACACGAGGAGAAUGUCCGCUUUGUUUACGAAGCGUGGCAGGAAGUAGCGCAGAGGCUGGAAGGUGGAGCCGCAGAGGGGGAGGAGCUAACCGGUCGCCAUGGCCACGGCCCUGUCCCGGUGCAGUACAGGGAGAAGGCCCCCAGUCCUGGGAUGAAGAACUUUGUGCCCAUAGAUCUGGAGGAGUGGUGGGCUCAGAGAUUUCUCGCCAACCUGUCGUGACGCGGCAAGCCCGGGUUCAGGCGCCGGAGGGAAGCAGACGGGCGGAGGUCAAAGGUCGGCAGCUGUCGGCGGGAGGCUGGAAAGGAAGAGAUGAGGAGCGUGCAGUUGGGUGGACAGGACGCUACAUCGGGAAGCGUCACACAGGGUCGCCCGUGGACUCUUAAGCAUCUGUUGUGAUUGCGGUUUUUCCCCAAUGUGCUUCCUGCUGCGGCGUUGUGUGGUGCAGCUGUGCAACACACUAAACUGCCCCACGCACCCCCACCCGACCCUAAAAAUGGCCUGCUCUGAACUAUUGACCCCCCUAAGACAUGUUCCACCAAUGAGGAUCUCUCUCUGCCAAUCAGAAGAUGGAAAGAUGAUCAGUGAUUGGUCUUCUGAGUGUGUUUCUCUCCAAGCCCCUCCCACCUGUGACAUGAUGAUGAUGAUGGUGUGUUUUCAGAUGAACAAGUCUGUAUUUCUAGGCUGGUCUUUGGAUAAAAAAAGUUGACAAAAUGACAAGGUAAAAAAAAAAAACAGUAAAAAAAAAAUCCAACAGGUGUAUGCGUGGAAUUAUUCCUAAAAAUGGGCUUUGAUCUUUUAUAU